This is a messenger RNA of Corylus avellana, 1707 nucleotides long. The record is from RefSeq and is a predicted model, not a curated record. NCBI's taxonomy places the organism in Eukaryota, Viridiplantae, Streptophyta, Magnoliopsida, Fagales, Betulaceae.
AUGGGAGUAAAGAAGAUGGGUUUGGUUUUUGCUUUCCUUGGCUUUUUGUUCUUCGAUGGGCUGCUGCUUCGUACGGCAGCCGAGGACCACCAUUAUAGCUUCAUUCUGAGGGAGUCGCUCGUGAAUUUCACAAGGCUGUGUGGCCAAACAAAGAGCAUGUUUACUGUAGAAAUAGAGGGCUUACCCGUAUGGCCUGGCCCUACGAUUCAUGUUCGUAAAGGCGAUACGGCAUAUAUCAAUGUUCACAAUAAUGGAGAUUAUGGUGUCACUAUUCACUGGCACGGAGUGAAGCAGCCAAGAAAUCCAUGGUAUGAUGGUCCUGAGUACGUCACACAGAUGCCCAUUGAACCACAAACAAACUUAACUUAUGAGGUUAUAUUUUCUGACGAAGAAGGAACACUUUGGUGGCAUGCCCAUAGUGGCUGGUCACGUGCCACAAUCCAUGGCGCCAUUGUCAUCAAGCCGCCAGAGGGAGCCCCUUAUCCAUAUGAUACACAACCCGAUGGCGAGCACGUGCUUGUACUUGGAGAAUGGUACAAUGGAGAUGUCAUGGAAAAUAUCGAAGAGGCCCUGAGAACCGGUGGUGAUCCAAAAAUGUCAGAUGGAUAUGCCAUCAAUGGCCUACUAGGACCUUCAGAUGCUUGCCCCGAUGAUCCAAGUUAUCCUUUAUUAGUCGAACACGGCAAGACAUAUCUUCUCCGUAUAGUAAAUGCGGUGAUGAAUGAGGAAAUGUUCUUUGGAAUCGCAGACCACACGAUAACAGUUGUGGGACAAGAUGGUGCAUACAUAACUCCCAUAACCGUCGAUUACAUAAUGAUAACCCCAGGACAAACAAUGGACGUAUUGCUCACAGCAAACCAGGCACCCAGUUACUAUUACAUCGUUGCUACUCCUUUCAUGGACCACAGUCUGCCUGCCCCAUUCGACAAGAACAACACUUCAGCCAUUCUUAUGUAUACAGGGGCUACUCCUCCGACCACUAUUCCCUCUCCGUCCCUUCCUGAUUCAAGCAACAGGGAUGCUGCAAGCAACUUCACAAGUCAAAUAAAGUCAUUGAACCCGGUUGAUGUGCCGACAGACGACAUCAAACGCAUUUUGAUAGCAGUUUCUGUAAACCGGCUACCUUGCACCGAUCCGGAUUGUAAGGAUUCGAGGCAAUCUGCAAGCUUGAACAACAUAAGUUUCCUCACCCCAACCACUGAUAUACUUCAUUCAUACUACUGUGGCUUACCUUUCGACAAAGAUUUCCCGGCUAUGCCGCCCGUGCCGUUUGACUACACAGGAGAUGAAGCGGCUAAUUAUGAACUCCCAAGCGUAGGAACCAAGGCACUUAUAAUAGAUUAUGGGACAAACGUGGAAAUAGUGUUCCAAGGGACUAAUGUUGGGAACGCAGAGAAUCAUCCGAUGCAUCUUCAUGGUUAUAGCUUCUUUUUGGUUGGGACGGGUGAUGGCAAUUGGGACCGUGACGAUAUUACAAAUUACAAUACGACAUAUGCACCGGCAGUUAACACCAUCGGAGUUCCUAAGAAUGGAUGGGCUGCCAUUAGAUUCAAAGCCGAUAAUCCUGGGGUUUGGUUUAUGCACUGUCAUUUGGAACGGCAUUCGAGUUGGGGUAUGAGCGGUGUUAUCAUUGUGCAGAAUGGGGACAGCCCUGACGAACGCAUUCUGCUACCCCCGCCUAAUUUCCCUGCUUGUCCUCCUAAAUAG